Messenger RNA from Camellia sinensis, 1475 nucleotides. The record is from RefSeq and is a predicted model, not a curated record. Lineage: Eukaryota; Viridiplantae; Streptophyta; Magnoliopsida; Ericales; Theaceae.
CCUAUCCACUUGCUAAUGCUUCCCAAAUUAUUUUAUCACCAAGCUUUUGAGACUUGUUCUUGCCCAGGAACAUGUUUCCUGGCAUCUAGUCCGUUGCAAGUGAAGUAUGCAGAUGGCGAGUUGGAAAGGCUAGAACACAAACUUUUUGUUGGUAUGCUUCCAAAGAAUGUUUCUGAUGCUGAGCUUUAUGCAUUGUUUUCUGAAUAUGGAACUGUUAAAGACUUGCAAAUACUGAGAGGUUCUCAGCAAACAAGCAAAGGCUGUUCUUUUCUUAAGUAUGAGACAAAGGAACAAGCUCUUGCAGCCAUAGAGGCCCUCAACGGGAAGCAUAAAAUGGAGGGUUCUAGUGUUCCUUUAGUUGUCAAAUGGGCAGACACGGAGAAAGAAAGGCAAGCUCGGAGGGCUCAGAAAGCUCAACCUCAGGCUUCUAAUGUGCCAAAUACUAACUCUGCGCAGCAUCCAUCUUUAUUUGGAUCCUUAACAAUGGGUUACAUUCCCUCCUAUAGUGGAUAUGGUUAUCAGACUCCUGGAACUUAUGGACUUAUGCAGUAUCGGCUUCCAUCAGUGCAGAAUCAACCUGCUUUCCAUAAUGUAGUUCCGCCAGUAAACCAAGGAAAUGCAUUGCGUGGAGUCAUACCUGAUCUUGUCCCUGGUAUGGCCACAAGAAAUUAUGCUAUACCACCAGCGAGUUAUGUGGGCUCUGCGUAUCUGGGAGUACCAGGGCUUCAGUAUCCUAUGGCAUAUCCUGGGGGAAUGAUGAGUAACAGGCCUUUGAGUGGUUCUGCUUCUGUAUCACCUGCCACAGUAAACAGUCAGUCUGCAGCAUCUUCAAGUGUCAGUGGAAGUUUUGGGGGUCAAGUUGAAGGUCCACCUGGAGCUAAUUUAUUCAUAUACCACAUCCCUCAAGAAUUUGGCGAUCAAGAACUCGCAAAUGCUUUUCAACCAUUUGGUAGGGUCUUGAGUGCUAAGGUAUUUGUUGACAAAGCAACUGGUGUUAGCAAAUGUUUUGGAUUUGUGAGUUAUGACUCAGUGGCAGCUGCUCAAUCUGCAAUUGAUAUGAUGAAUGGCUGCCAGUUAGGUGGUAAAAAGUUGAAGGUACAACUUAAAAGAGACAACAAACAGAUUAAUCCUUAUUGAUUCAAAGGUAAGCAAUGGAAGAAAGCAAGAACCCUAACACGAUGGUCACAUGCAACUUGAUGUGGGAAUUACUGCAGUAUCUGCUAUUACGGGGUGGGUUUAAGGCAGUUGAUGGUUCAAUGCAUUACUCCAUCCUACUUGUAGUUGACUCAUGGGAUUGAUGUCCCUGAAAAUUGUAGUUAUUGGUUAAUUCUGUGCCAAUGUAUUGUGUAAUUUUGUAUAACAUUAAUUUCAUUAGACAUUGAUUAUUAUUUUAUUGAUUUUUCCCUCAAGAACAUUUGUUAGUGGUAUAAUUCUUUAAAAACAUCCAUGACAAACCAUUGUUUGUCUUGUCUAAA